UCUAUAUGUCACUUGUCAUUCUUGUCAGUGGUCAACCCUCAACCUCAACGCCGAAUGUUUAUUUGAAUGUCUUGUUUUCAAACAUUUUUAUUUUUCUACUCAAUACUAAUCCCAAGAUAAAAUUCGGAUAUAUUUAAAAUGUAUCACACUUCGCAGCAAUCGAUGUAAUCUUGUGUUGCAGUGUGGUAGAUCGAAAAAAAAUAAUUACUUGAAUGUGGGGUACCUAUCCCUUUAUCCUCAAGUAAUCAGGAUCAGGCACAUCUAGCCAUGUCGGAACAGGCUAUUGAAGCGAUGGACAUCUCAUCCAUGGGUCCUCUGGAACACCCAACCCAAGGCCAAAAGGGCACAACCAGUGGGGCCAAGCCUGAUCAGUAUGCAUCUAGAUUGAACAAUCUACAGAGGAUCCAGCAGAAGAAGCAGGCUGUCCUAGCCUUUCCCUAUAACAAGAAACUACUCAAACUUGCUGUAUACUCCAAAUGUCAGCUUGAUUUUCAGGCAGAAAAAUGUGACUGCAUUGGUUGGAAAAGGGUGGAUAGCACUCAACCAAACCCUACAUUCACUGAUCCUUGCAGAUGUGAACAUUUAUUGGAAAUGCAUAUUUCUCACUUGAAAGAUAAACCUGAACAAGAAUUGAACAGAUUACUAAGUAUGGUGGUAGAUGUUGACAAUAUGUAUACAGCAAUGAGUAGAGAAGAAAAUCCAGAAACCAAGAGAGUGUACCUCUAUCUGUUCAGGUUACUUAGAAAAUGUGUUCUUACUUUGGACACCCCUGUGGUGGAAGGUCCAUUAGGCCAACCACCAUUCCAAAUACCUAGCAUACACAAAGCUGUUUCCAACUUGCUGGUGUUCAAAUUCUCACAUAUUGGACAGCAGGAAUUGAAAACCAUGUAUGAAUUGGUGAGAAUUCUGUUCCACUGCUUGAAUACUUGGGAUUUUCCUUGUCCAAGCAGUCAGAAGCACAUUGUUAGUCAGGAAGAGGCUACUAAGUACAAAAUUGAAUAUACAAGAUGGCUGGUCUUCUGCUACGUCCCGACAUUCUGCGACUCUUUGCAACACCACGACACUACCAUGGUAUUCGGCCGAACCCUGCUGCGCGCCGUCUUCAAGUACAUCCGCAAACAGAUCAUGGACCAGUUCCACAGGGAGAGGGACACAAUGUCGGCCGACAGGAGGGUGAUGCUGUUGACCAAUUUUCCGCCCUUUUUGAACCAGCUGGACGAGGAGAUAUACGCGACCAAUUCGCCGAUUUGGGACCCCAACUUCAAGGCGCAGUCGGUGCACUUCCAGUCGCUGCUCGAUGCCAGGAUAAGAACUGGUGCCGGUAUUACUCCACGAAAAGGUGAAUUCGAAAAGGUGACUUUGGGUCAGACUGACAGAGACGGUUUUACUACAAGUACUUUGGGUGGAAAGUCUGUUCGUGGAUCUGACACACCAUUGAGAGAAGCAAAAAGAAAAAGAUUGGCUCAAGAGGAGCAGUUUGAAGAUUUACCACAAGACACUGUUUCGCAAAUAAUAGCCACCAUUGAUGACCCAAAUUAUAUGACAGGACCAGAUAUAGUGUUCUCUGAAGAUGCCCCCGCGACGGACGCAACGCCGCGAUUGGAGGAGAAACGCAACGUUAUCCAGCUGCACGUAGUCGGCAACAGUCUCACGGAACCCGUCUCCAAACAGACGAUGCUCUGGCUGAUCGGCCUCCAGAACCUUUUCUCACACCAACUACCCAGGAUGCCCAUAGAAUAUAUAACGCAGCUGUUAUUUGAUCCGAAACACCGAACUCUGGCUUUGGUCAAAGAAGGCCGACUCAUCGGCGGAAUUUGCUUCAGGCCUUUCCAAACUCAAGGUUUCACCGAAAUCGUCUUUUGCGCCCUAACUUCCAGAGAGCAAAUGAAAGGCUACGGUUCACAUCUGAUGAACCAUCUGAAGGACUACCACAUCUCCAAGGGCACCUUGCACUUCUUGACGUUUGCCGAUGAAAAUGCCAUAGGUUAUUUUGAAAGGCAGGGCUUCUCCAAGGACAUCAAAAUGAACAGGGCCGUGUAUCAGGGCUACAUCAAAGACUACGAAGGGGCCACUCUGAUGCACUGCGAGCUGAACCCGAAAAUAAUUUAUACAGAGUUUACGAGCAUCGUGAGGAGGCAGAUGAAAUUCGUCAAACAGCUGAUCUAUCAACAGCAAACGACAGUCUCGAAAAUACAUCCGGGAGUAACAUUUUUCAAAGAAGGUGUUAGGAGUAUUCCAAUAGAGUCCAUUCCCGGAAUAGAAGAAACUGGGUGGAAACCGGCUUCGAGGACCACCAGAGGGCAGCAGUUGGAAGAAUCUCAAGAUGUUGAUACCCUAGCAGGGAUGCUUAAACUGGUACUCAAUGCGGUCAAAGCUCAAGAUGACUCAUGGCCUUUCAGGCUACCGGUAGACAAACAUGAUGCCCCCGACUAUAAUGAUCACAUCAAAUAUCCAAUGGAUUUGAAAACGAUGGCAGACAGACUGAAAUCGAAGUACUAUGUAUCCAGGAGGCUUUUCAUUGCCGACAUGAUGAGGAUUUUCACCAACUGCAAGAUAUACAAUCCUCCCGAAUCGGAGUACUACUUUUGUGCUGAGAAUUUGCAGCAGUACUUUCAAACUAAAAUGAAAGAAUUAGGUUUAUGGGACAAAUGAAACUGUAAUAUACGAGAUAUAUUUUAGU
Phaedon cochleariae (mustard beetle) is the source of this 2680-nucleotide messenger RNA. Lineage: Eukaryota; Metazoa; Arthropoda; Insecta; Coleoptera; Chrysomelidae. The record is from the annotation of a GenBank genome assembly.